Alternaria arborescens is the source of this 1239-nucleotide messenger RNA. RefSeq lists its product as hypothetical. The transcript is spliced from 3 exons. The coding region runs from base 1 to 1239 and encodes 412 amino acids. Gene Ontology annotation, biological process: attachment of spindle microtubules to kinetochore. NCBI's taxonomy places the organism in Eukaryota, Fungi, Ascomycota, Dothideomycetes, Pleosporales, Pleosporaceae. The record is from RefSeq and is a predicted model, not a curated record. Gene Ontology annotation, cellular component: DASH complex; mitotic spindle; mitotic spindle pole body.
AUGUCUCGAAUGAGUAUGGCGCCGCAGCGCAACCUGUCGCUGACAGAAGAAUUGGAGAAGCUAGAGCAGUCCAUCACGCUCACACUGCAAGAAAUUGACCAACACUUCAGCCGAGCACACCGAAUCGUCACUACCGGUAUCCUCCCGAUAGUCGAACAGUAUGGAAAGCAUUCGGAAGCUGUCUGGGAAGGCUCCAAGUUCUGGAAACAGUUUUUCGAGGCCAGCGCAAACGUGUCGCUCUCUGGUUACGAGGCCCCUGACCAAGACGAAUCAGCUGUACAUGAGGAGACGGAGCAAUCACAGACAUAUGACGAGACGGUUGAAGACGAGGAUACGGUAACAGGAACGACCACGACACCACCCCGACCCUUGUCUGCACAAGAAGACGCCGAAUCAACCAUGGCUUUCGACUCGCCUUCGCUCGGACACAGCACACCACGAGCUCCACCUUCAAUCACAAAAGGCAAAAACCUUGAAGAGGAGGAAGACAGUGAAUACGAGGAAGAGCCCCAGUUUGCUGGCAUGUCUUCACCUUACGAAGCGCUGAAGUCUGAGUUCAGGCCCAAUAUCGGCGGCACCAAGACGCCAAAGCUUGAACCAGUCACACCCGGCAAGUCGCAAGCCCUACCAGACAUGAGCGGCUUCGAGUCUUCGCCGUUCAUGCAGCCUACAGCCACGAAACAGUCACACACCAAUAAUGACCCACUGCUCCACCGCGUCCUUGACAAGACAUACCGUGUACAAGCCACGCCGCUCAUCAGUCCGAGGAAAUACAAGCCCACGGGUGCUUUCACUCCUCGCGCUGGCCAGCGCGGUGCACCUACACCCAAGAGUGCUGCCACACGAUUGUUGGACUUUGACUCUUCGCCACCAUCCUCGCCCGCGCCACAACUACGAGCCGACAUCUUCUCGCCCAUGAAGACGCCGCGGACACCAGGCAUAAGCGUGCAGACACCUGCAAAGGGCAAGCAGCCGAUGAGCAUCCAUCGAACCGGCGGUACAAUUUUCGACGACAGCGACGAAGAGGAGGACGAUCUUGACUUUAGCCCUCCGAAGACGAUACAAUUCCACAUCCCACAGAGCAAGCUGAUGCAAACGCCUGCCCGAGAAGCUAGCAAGCGCAUUGUGGACGACUUGCUCAUGACAGCCGGCCACGAUGUUACGGAUUCAACGGGUGGUAUGGAGGAGGACAGUCCCAGUAUAGUGAAGCGGCAGAUGGAUCUUGACGAUAGCUUCUAA